This is a messenger RNA of Ailuropoda melanoleuca (giant panda), 1489 nucleotides long. RefSeq names its product USP6 N-terminal-like protein. The transcript is spliced from 4 exons. The record is from RefSeq and is a predicted model, not a curated record. Gene Ontology annotation, molecular function: GTPase activator activity; small GTPase binding. NCBI's taxonomy places the organism in Eukaryota, Metazoa, Chordata, Mammalia, Carnivora, Ursidae. Gene Ontology annotation, biological process: regulation of GTPase activity. The coding region runs from base 621 to 1085 and encodes 154 amino acids.
UACCCACACAGCACACCUGGAAACAAAAUAAGAAGGAAAUGUACAAAGCAGGAGAGAGAUUUCAGAUUGCUCAUCUAAUGUGGGGCCCUGGCAGACUGAGGACAAGAACCUUGGUUAUCUAACACGGGAUGAGGCACAAAAUGGGCACAAGAUCUAAACAGAUGUUUGAGCGAAGAAGGUGCACACACACACACGGAUGUGCAUUCAUACAGUGUGUGUAUGUGUGACAGAGCACCAGGUGACAACACCCCAAACCUUCCCAUCCCCACCAGCACACACCAGCACACACCAGCACACGCCUGUCAGAGAGGCUGACGGCCCCCAGGGCUGGCGGGCUCAUGUGGCAGCAGAAGCUGGGGUGCAGAGCAUGCAGCCAAGCUGGAAGGCAUGUUAGCAGCUUCUAACAAAGCUGAACCAAGCCUCACCAUACACCCCAAAGUGCUCAUAGAUACUGACCCAACUGAUGUGAAAACGUUUAUCUUCGUAAACCCUGCGUGAAUGUUCCCUGCUUCCUUCACAAAGGCUCAAACCUGGAAGCAACAAAGAUACUCUUGGAUGAACAAACACUUGUAAUCUGUAAAACAGAAUACAAGUCAGUGACGCAAAGGAACGAGCUAUCGAUGCUUGAAUGCCAUGGAUGCACCUGGGCUGCGUUUGGCUCAAGGAAGGAAGCCAGACCUCGGGCAUGGUUGCGUUCGCAGGACAUCUGGAACAAGCCAGACCAUGGGGAGGAGAGGCAGCAGGAGCUGCCCAGAGCAGGCUUCAUUCCAGGGUGCCCCAAACUGCUGAGAUUCCAGGGCCACCAUGAGCACAUUCUAGGCAAAGCACUCUCAAAGCUGAAGAAGCACAUGGACGAGGAACAGAUGUGCACUGGCAUUUACAUUGCCAAGUGGUUCCUUCAGUGUUUCAUUGACUGGACUCCCUUCUCACUCACCCUGAAGCUCUGGGACACCUACAUCCUGGACGACAAGCACGUGCGCACAGCCACAGCAUACACCAUCCUCAAGGUGCACAGCAGUAAGAGAGGCCACGGGAGCCCAGGCAUGCCCGAGGGUGGGCAGCAGGGCCAUGGCCCCCUGCUCUGACCAGUACACAGGCCUUGGAGAGGGAGGGAAGGCCAGGCAGGUGGGUGGGGCUGGGCACUCUGCAGAGGAGCAGCAGGCGUGGGGCCUCCCCCUGCCAUAGCACUGCCUGUGGAGCUCCUGGGAACAGCUGGACCCCCAGCAGCUGCCCCUGGGAGGCACACUGAUUCUCCAUCUGAUUCACACCCAUUAUGCAGAACACCUCCUGAAGCUGUCCCUGAAAGGUCUUUGGGAGUUUCUGCAGGACACACUGUCCCAGACCUGGGUCCUGGAGGAUGAGGUGGAGCUCAGACACCUUCAGGCCUCCAUGGCCCAGCUUGAAGGAUGAAGUGUGACCUGUCAGGCGGGCUCAAGGCCCAGUCCCCUCCCAAUUCACCCUCCUGGGGCAGCAGACAGUGGACAGAGCC